CAGUGGCGCGGGUUCUGCUGACGAGAAGCUCGUCCCUGGCGCCCAAAAGUCAGGAAGAAGGGAGGCGAGGCUCGGGCUUAGUGGCCCGCCAUGUUUUUCACCAAGUGGGGUGUGUAGAAGAGGCCGGGGUGAAAAAUCAUCUCUCGGGACAUGCAGAGUCAAAAUGGGAAGGAGAUUAUAUAUAUCCUUCACUAAGGCCUGCCAUCCACGCAACGACGACACAUCCACCACCCGUGGACCUGACACCGACAAAUACUAGACAAAGCAACUAAGAACCAACAAUUCACGGAAUACAUAAGAAAUCACAAGAAGAAAGAAAAUAAUCAAGAAAAUUAUGAAAAGCCCUUACUUACCGAAGAUUGCAUAGUUAAAGAAAAAAAAACAGUUUCGAAUACCAAAGUAAAAUCAAAGCAUCGAAUCAUAAAUAAUCCAGGAAGUAAGCGUCGGGGUGGUGGUUCCAGUGGAGUCAGUAAUUUUUCAAGAAAAGACAAUAAAACAAUUCAAUUGUAACACAAAGAGAGAUGAUCACCCCAGGGUCAGCGGAGUUUGUGAGAGUUCAUGGGUCAAGGCGAAGACCAGCCAAAAGGGAAUGAGGAAUCCAGCGCUACACCUGGUCGGGAUAGCGGCGUCCCCCGGAGAAGGCGGGGUGUUUGGUACAAGGGCCGAGGAGGAGUUGCGCCUUUGGCUCGAAUCGCGCUUGGACGCUUUGGGAAUCGACCCAGUAGCGUACUCGCGUUUUGUUCUGAGCCUAUUGCGCCGCCCCGACUCGGCCCUGAGUCCUCUUGCCGAGGCCGUGGGUAACGCUCGCGGUGGAGGACGACGUACCCGUCUUCGGCCCCGGACACGGCUACCCCUUCAAGGAAUUCGUGAACAAAGACGCGCAGUUGUACAAUGCCUCACAAGUGCAGCUGAUCAGAAGUGCGGAGUAGAAUCAUUGGUCGAUGAACUGUGCGCCAAGCUCAGAGACUUGGAGGGGGUCGACUCUAACGAUGAUAAAGACGAGUGUAGAAAAACAGAUGGACAACCAAAGACAUCAUUAGAGUCGCUGACCCCGCGCGACAGAGCUCUCAGGUACUACGCCGCGUUUCCCGCCUUACAACCUGCCACCCCGAAGAAGUCUGUCCACAGGAAAGACAAGAAUUUCGGCAAUACCAACAACAAUAAUAUUAAAAAUCACGGAUUAAAUGACAUCAAUAAAAACGCCAGCAACAAGACUCGCCAAAAGAAGAGCAAAAUGUCCGUUACUAUCGAAACUCGCCGAUCAGAGGAAAAGGAAAGCUACGGUUUUGCUAAAGCAAUGGAGCGCGAGCGUGAAAAAGAGCGUGAGCUGGAACUCGAUCAGUUGCGUUUGGCACAACUGCAAGCUAAGUUUGACGAGAGCCUUGAGGCGCUCUGGGAUACUGGAUCGGGCAUUGGUCAGGACAAGGCUUCCAUUUGGGCUGCACCCUCACUCUCUAUUCCUUCUGGACCACUCUGGCCCGUCGACGCUGCAGAAAUACCUUUGACUCUUCCGAUUUCUGAAUCUGUAUCUACGGUCGACACACCUUACCAGGAAACUAUCGUUGACGACUCGCCAAUUAUUCCGUGGGACAUUGAUCCAAUUGGCGUUGAAAAAUACGUUAAUGAGAACGGCAGCAAAGACGGGACAACAGAGUACAAAUUGAACUGGUCCGAUUACAUUGGUGACGAAACAUGGUGUUGGAAGGGUCUUGGUAGCAACCUUGUGAAUUCGAGUGGCAGUCCACCGAGCGGUAGUUGUUUUUUUCCGGUGGUACCACGUAAGACUCCAAUCGGUACAAAAAAGGAGCCAGCCUCGAAUUCGAAGGUUUCGAGUGUUCACGAGGACGAAGAAGAUUUGUUGACGUCAGCGCGUACGCACUUCCGUCCGAUAAAGGACGGUGGUCAUUGGGCCGACGGGACAACCUUUCCGGUAAACAAUAGUGUCGAGCGUGUGGCGUACCGUCGCUCGGACUCGGGUAAUUUGUUGUAUCUUCCCGGCGGCGAGAGUCCUUACAUGGAGUAUCGGGAGAGUAACUCGCCGAAUCCAGUCACAUCAACCAAUCUGACGUUGAAGUUUCGGGUCCGUCAGUGCGACAAGUGCGUUCAAACGGAGCCAGUUAGGUCGCCGAUAAAGCGUCGCAUUCUCGCAGAAGAGGAUCACUUUUAUUAUUCUUCAAUCGAUGAAACGAUCGUCCGAGAAACAAGUGAAAUGGAAAAGGAUACUUUCAAUGUGGAUCAGCUGUCCUGGGUCAAGCCGGAUUUCCCAUUGAUAAAUGAUCGAAAAAGGAGACACAGUAGCAGCUUGAAAUGUCGGCCAUUGGCGGCUUUGCGACCGUUAACUUUAUAAGCUGUGUCAAUUGGCUGACGCGAGCUAAUACUGGAUCGAGCGAUUGGCAAGUUGGGUUAUAGCUGUUAUUAUUUUGAAAAACCUAGAGACAAGAAUGAAAAGAGUCAAAAAUGGAACGAAGCGAAGAGACUAAAUAAAGAAAAAGGAACGAUCGUGGUUGAUUGGAGGUUACGAGAGGGCGAGAGAGAGAGAGAGAGAGAGACGAAGUUUAAAACUAAACAAAGUUAAAAGAAAAACAAUUGUAACGUUAGACAGGGGGGUCCUCUUGGCAUGUGGAAUUUGUUAUGCAUGAACCCAAGGAGGCACGGCUAGCCCCCUUGCCACUUGUAGGAACCAGCAGUUAAAGAAGAAACAACAAAAAAAUUACAAAAAAAAAAACAAAAACAAAACAAAGUAAUAAAUAACAAAGAGAAAGAAAAGUGAAUAACGAGUAACGAGAUUAUGGAUGAAACAGAUAACAACAGUUUAUUUAGAGAAUUUAAUUAUUAUUAAUCUUUCCCCAAGCAUAAAGAGAAAAAAGAAGGGAGAGAAAAUAAUGAAAAAACGAAAAAAAGUAAAAAUUAUAAAUUAAAAACAGAAGUACAUGCCUCGUGACUCGUUAUCAAACGACGAGCCCGAGUUGAAUUAGUACGAGUGAUCGAAUUCUUGGUUGAUUUAUUUAUGAUUUGUUAGUGACGUAUUAUUUUCUUUCUUUUAUUAAUGAUAUGACAAAAAAGGAGGGGAAAGGGGGGAGGGGAAAAAUAAUCGGUUAUUAUGCUCUCAUGUACGUAUGUAUGUUUACAUAUAUGCAUGAGAAAGUGAAGAUUGUUUUUCUCCCGUUUGGUAACCCGCAUAUACGAAAGUUUAUUGAAACGUACCUGAGCGUGACGCUUGAUUAUUUAUCUUUGUUUGUAAGAAGGACGCGCGAAGUUUAUUUUGCGAUCGAGAGGUGGCACAGCUUACGAGAGAAGUGUUUUAAGCCCCGAGCUCGUCGCUGAUAACAUUGUAAGAUGAGGAAAAACGGCUGGGAUGCAAAUAUUGGGAAAAAAAAAAAAAAAAAAAAAACACUAUAAUUCGAUCGAUGAGCUUGUGAACGUGAGGUAAUCUCGAGAAUCGGUUAACGAAAAUAUUUGUUAAAAGAAAGAAGCCGCGCGUCACGUCAGGGACAAAAUGGCAACCGAUGCGUGCUGUUGUAUUUUCUUGUUUUCUCUUCGUAAUUAUUAACGAAUUAUCUUAAUCGUAUUUUCUAAUUAUAAUUUAAAUCCCUAGACACAUUAACACUUCCCUUUCCUCGUUUCCAGAGUCAACAAUACGACAACAAACAAAUACGAAAUCCCUUGCUCCGAUGAACUUUCCGAUUCAAACCCUUCCAAAUACACAUGAACACACACACACACUCACACAUACGCGCCACGUCUGCGCUCACACAGCGACACUCUACAUGUGAACAUUUUUGUUCACCCGAAAGAAAAAUCCUCUACCCCUGUUCCAACUUCACUAAACACCGACCCUAAAGAAAACCCAGUAACUCGGAACGUACAUGUAUAAAAAUGGAAAAAAAAAAAACAAAAAGUGUAUUCGUAAAAGGUACGUACCUUCGUGGGAGGCUACGAACAAACAAACAAAAAUUUAAAAAAGAAACAAAGCAAGGGCGAGAGAUGCGUACCCAUCCGUUAAUACGCAAAUGCAUCUUGCGAAAGGCCCGAAAUUAUCAGUGUUACGCAGAGAUAACACACACUCACACAAAUACACACACACACACACACACACUUUAUGAAUGCUCCUUCUGCUGUUAUAUGAAAGACGAAAUAUGGUGUAAAAUGACAAAGGUAUUGUAGAAUAAGAAAGUAUUGUUUGAACACCCGAGACGAAGGAAGAGGGAGAAAAGAGAGAGAAAGAAAUUCAGAGACGUAUGAAUGGGGUUGAAAAAAAAACUGAGAAAGAGUGAGAUCCGAGAUGUAAGCAAUUGGGAGCAAUAAAUAAAAGGUGAUGCAGACAGUC
Molecule: messenger RNA, 4327 nt
Organism: Venturia canescens
Lineage: Eukaryota; Metazoa; Arthropoda; Insecta; Hymenoptera; Ichneumonidae
Exons: 7
Coding region: 590-2347 (585 amino acids)
Source: RefSeq, a predicted model, not a curated record